Ziziphus jujuba (common jujube) is the source of this 855-nucleotide messenger RNA. Its product is annotated as protein AE7. The transcript is spliced from 6 exons. The record is from RefSeq and is a predicted model, not a curated record. Gene Ontology annotation, biological process: iron-sulfur cluster assembly. Bases 151 to 543 code for a protein of 130 amino acids. Lineage: Eukaryota; Viridiplantae; Streptophyta; Magnoliopsida; Rosales; Rhamnaceae.
UUGACACAUAACAAUUUACUUGGUACCUUGUUACACCAAGUAUACCAUUUGUAUUUGUAGAAAAAUUUCCAACUAGUACUCUCCCAACCUUGAUCUUCCCGUCACCGUUCGUCAACAACCCGACAUAGUGAGAAACGCGCUGCAUUUAAAAUGGUUUAUGAAUUUUUUAAUGCCAAUCCUGUGGUUUACAAAAAGAAAGAGCGCCAGGUCCGCGGUGCUCCAAGUGAUACUGAUGAAUCUGCUGUCGAACCAAUUGAUCACCUAGAAGUUUUUGAUCAUCUUAGAAAUAUAAAAGAUCCAGAGCACCAUUAUUCUUUGGAAGAGCUCAGAGUAAUAUCAGAAGAUGCUAUUGAAGUGGAAGAUCAUUGUAGUUUUGUAAGGGUCACAUUUACUCCCACAGUUAAUUCAUGUGGUAUGGCACUCGUAAUUGCUCUUUGCUUGCGCAUGAAACUCAUGAGAAGUCUGCCUUCUCGUUACAAGGUGGAUAUUAGGGUUGCACCCGGAUCCCAUUCAGAUGAAGCCAUAGCCAUGAAUAAUAGAUGAAGUUAUGCUCAAAUGGCAUUGUCUCUUAAAAUGCUAUGGGGCACUAAUCUACAAGCAAUGGGCUCAUCCUUUCAUAAACUUCUUGUCUGUGGGGAAAAAUGAGAAGUCAGUCUUACAUCCUGUCUCGUCUUUUGUAAAUGAUAUAAUUUUGAAAAUCGAUUUUGCAAAAUCUUCUGGUAGGAUUGGUUCUGAAUCAUAUGCUUUAGUGCAGCAGCAAUGUGUUUCACUUGUUUGUUUGGUUUUUAGUGUCCAUCACUAUAAAGAAGAUAGUUAUGAAUUUUGACAGUUGUUUAUGUUGGUUUUUUUACUGUA